AUGGAGGAGGUCCUCCACCUGGUCUGCUGCGCCUCCAACUCCCACCUCUUCUCGCGCCUCCAGCCCCGCCAAUGCUCCUCCUCAUCUUCCUCUUCCUCCUCCUAUCCCUCUUCGUCUUCUUCUUCGCCCUCGUCGUCGUCCUCCUUCUCGGCGUAUGGGGGCCAUGACCGCCGAACCUCCCCCGCUCGGGCCCUCCGCUGUAGCAGCGUCUUCCAGGAGAACAGGACCCUCCCGCUGCCGAAGAAGCCCCCGAAGCCCGCCGGCUCCGGCGACGACCUCGACGGCGGCGGCGGCGGCGACGACGACGGCGGCGGGUUGUCCUGCUUGCGCCCGGAGAUGCCCCGGCCGAAGGACUCCACCUUCCAGGAGAAGGUCCUCUUCCUCGACUCCGUCGGCGUCGACCUGCUGGCCGCCUCCGCCGCCCACCCCCUCCUCCUCUCGACCCCCCUCUCCGACCUGCGCGCCACCGCCGACUUCCUCCUCUCCGCCGGCGGUUUCUCCUCCGCCGAGCUCCGCCGCAUCUGCGGCAUGUGCCCGGAGGUGCUCACCGCCGGCGGGCCCCGUGCCCUCGCGCCCGUGUUCACCUUCCUCAUCCGCGAGGCCGCCGUCGACGGCCUCUCCGGGCUCCGCCGCGCCGUCCGCCGGCGGCCCAGGCUCCUGGUCUCCGACGUUGCCACCAGGCUCCGCCCCACCCUCUACUUCCUCCAGAUGCUCGGCGUCGUAGAGAUCGGCCGCCGCCACGCGCCCCUCCUCUCCUGCAGCGUCGAGGAGAAGCUCCUCCCUCGCAUCGACUUCCUCCAGGCAAAGCCCUAA
Molecule: messenger RNA, 813 nt
Organism: Spirodela intermedia
Lineage: Eukaryota; Viridiplantae; Streptophyta; Magnoliopsida; Alismatales; Araceae
Source: the annotation of a GenBank genome assembly